AUGCCGAAAUUCAACCACAUCAAACGACGCAAGGAAUACGAAGCUUUCGCAAGAAUGGACGAUGGAACACCGCCGCGAACUCCACAGCCUCUUCCGAAGCGCAAUCGCACAGGCCCACGCGCGACGUCUACAGACAUCUACAGCAUAAUCGCAGCGCGGAGAGCGGCCGGCCGACCGACGCCAGAGAUUCCUGGGUUGGCUGAGAUGGGACGAGAUCCGUCGUCCGAGGUCAAACCACGAAAAAAGAUUCGAUUCGAGGGACUUGAUCAGCUGAGUUCUGAUGAUGACCGGCCCUCCGGCACAGAAUCACAAUUCAUUGAUCCCGAUUCAUCCGUUGUGAAUCCUUCAUCUGAAUUCUCUCAGGCUACAUCAACUCCAUGGUAUGACGACUCUAUCGAAGAAGACAUGUUAGAUCUGGGAGACGAGUCAGAGAUCACCCUCCCUGCGAGUGACGAGCCAGAACUCGCCCGCCUUCGCUCUCCUAAACUCAUGGUUCAUGGCUAA
Messenger RNA from Ramularia collo-cygni, 504 nucleotides. RefSeq lists its product as uncharacterized. The record is from RefSeq and is a predicted model, not a curated record. The transcript has a single exon. NCBI's taxonomy places the organism in Eukaryota, Fungi, Ascomycota, Dothideomycetes, Mycosphaerellales, Mycosphaerellaceae. Bases 1 to 504 code for a protein of 167 amino acids.